This is a messenger RNA of Siniperca chuatsi (mandarin fish), 1815 nucleotides long. RefSeq lists its product as uncharacterized. Gene Ontology annotation, cellular component: cytoplasm. Gene Ontology annotation, molecular function: protein binding. The transcript is spliced from 4 exons. The record is from RefSeq and is a predicted model, not a curated record. The coding region runs from base 553 to 1578 and encodes 341 amino acids. Lineage: Eukaryota; Metazoa; Chordata; Actinopteri; Centrarchiformes; Sinipercidae.
AUAGGCUGAAGAUGUCUGGCCCGUCUACAUUUCCUGGUUUUAAAAGUCUGGCCCGACUGAAUCUGUAAUUCAACGAAUCGUUUCAGCUGUACUUGUAUAAACUGUUGGGGAGUUUAAUUUUAUAACGAAACGUCAGAUUUUAUAAACUCUUCAGUGCAGCGGAGUGGAAGCAGAAAGCGGCACGAAAAGAAAAGACUCAAGUAAAGUACAAGUACCUCAAAUGCGCACUGAGUAAAUAUAAAACAUAAACAAACAUCUGCAGUUCCGUUUUAGUUUAGUUAAAAUGUGUAUUAGUCACUUUAUGAACAGUUUUUCAGUGUCAUAAUCAAUUAUAAUAUAAGUAGCAGCUGGUUUCUGGCAAACAGCAACAACUACUGCUUGUAGAGGUCAAAGGUCAUGAUUACGUGUUAAUGAUCUACAGAGCGUCAACUUCAGUCUGACUUUCGUUAUCAGGGAUCAGUUUCAUCAGAGCUGCGGCUCGAACAUGAAAUUAUUCCGUUUUUGAUCGCAGAUGAAGUUCCUGAGCUGAUCCGAUCUGAAGUUGAUCCAAAAAUGAGCGAGCCAACAACUGAGCCACCGCCUGGGAUCGAAACAUGGACCAAAGAAGACGUCCGCCACUGGCUGAUGACAGAGGUCAAAGUUCACGAGACUUGUGCCGACAGAUUCUGUGAUGAGGAAGUGUCGGGAGACAGUUUAGUUAACUUUGAAAAGAAAGAUAUUUUAGAUUUAGGAAUAAAACACGGCCCUGCUGUCAAAAUCGCAUCUUAUCUAGAAAGGCUUAAAGAAGGAUCGCAACAUGAAUCACAGUUCCCGGCGCAUGUGGAAAACCGGACAAAGGAGGAAGUGACCCAGUGGCUACUGCAGCAUGUGAAAGUACAUAGCAAAUACGCAGAACGGCUCCAAGAGGAAGAUGUGUCUGGAGAUUGCCUCGUCUGCUUCAGGAAGCAGGAUUUUCUGGACCUGGAAGUGAAAAGCGGUCCAGCUGUAAAGAUUCUGAAAGAGCUCGGUCGGCUGAAUAAUACAGAGUCGCCGCUGCGUCCCAUCUUUCACAGCAUCCGUUGGUCCUUAAGAGCCAAAAACAGGCAAGAAAACAAGAAGACAAAUGCGCCGCUGGAGAAGACUCCGGGAAAGGGCCAGCUACCGAUGUCGCAGACGAAGAAGAAAGAAGCUGAUAAUCCGGCCCCACUGAUCAAGAAUACCCUGGACAGACUCCGUAAGGCUGAUCUGAAGUCUUUCUGUUUCGAGCUGGAAAAUUACGCUAACCCCGUUCCUCGGAGCAAACUGGAAGAUAAGGACACCAUGGACAUCUCUACGUUAGUGACCGACCACUACGGAUGUGAGGAGGCUUUGUGCAUCACACGAAAUAUUCUGCAAAAAAUAAAUCAGAACAAACUUGCUUCUCAACUGAUAAACCACGCGGGUGAAGUGAAGCGCCAUCACAGAUGUGGUGCUGACGAGAAGGGCACAGCGAAGUCAGACUCACUGCCCUGUUCCAGAUGUGAACACGAGGAGAGGGAGGAAAGAAACGUUUCUUGUUUCAUGAAUGUCAAAAUAAACUUGCCAUCGUGCUUGAACUAAAUAUCUGUAUAGCGGCAGCUGGACGUUAGAAAAGGCUCACGCUUCUUUUUUUCUGCUUUUCAGUGAAAAAACCAGUUUAAACUUGUUGAGACUCUUACAUCAUUCACGCUGUUCUUGCAUCCUCUAUUUCUUUCUCUGUUGUCGUCUUUUCAGUUUCUUCUUCUUGUAAAUUCUUUGUAUAUUUUUAAUUAGUGUUUUAAAUGCCUUGUAAAUGUGCUGAAUAAAUAAAUAAAUGUG